Molecule: messenger RNA, 996 nt
Organism: Paramuricea clavata
Lineage: Eukaryota; Metazoa; Cnidaria; Anthozoa; Malacalcyonacea; Plexauridae
Source: the annotation of a GenBank genome assembly
AUGUCAAAGACAAGUGUUCAAAGAGUUAUUAAGCGGUUUGAUACUAAAAAUACAAAUACCAAAAAGUUGAAGAAAUCGUAUCAAGGUCGGCGUAAAUCAUUGACGGAACGAGAUGAGCGCAAACUCAAAAGAGCAAUUAUCCAACUCCGAGAAAAAAGUCCUAAUUUCACAGUUAUGGAAGUAGUGCAGCGUAGCGGUAUCUCACCUACAAUUGCGACAUACAGAACAUUUCUUCGAUAUGUGAAACGGCUGGGAUAUGGUUUUUUUCAAAGUCGCAAGAAAGGGGUUCUCACAAAGAAAGAUUUAAAAAUACACCGUAAGUUUGCACGAAGCAUGGCUACCAAACCCCAAGAUUACUGGACCUCAGAUGUUUCUUUCUAUUUGGAUGGUGUUUCCUUUAUUUACAAAAGUAAUCCAAUGAGUGACGUACUUAAACCAAAAAAUCGUGUUUGGCGGAAAAGAGGUGAAGGUUUGCUAUUAACUACAAAAGGUAGCAAAGAACUUGCUGGCGGUAAAAGGUUGCAUUUGCUAGUUGCCAUGGCGCAUGGGCAUGGCGUUAUUUGUGCAGAACCAUAUGUAAAGAUGGAUGGCCCAUAUUUUGCACGUUUUAUACGCCGUCAUUUUCCUAUUCUCUUUGACAUCACGUCAAACAAUGAUAAUACCAAACCGAAAUUAUUUGUAAUGGAUAAUGAUCCUUCACAAACGUCGGCUGUUGCAAGGAAAGCCUUAAAAUCUAUCAAAGCAAGCAUGCAAGUUAUUCCAGCAAGAUCACCUGAUUUGAAUCCAAUUGAAAAUUUGUUUCAUAUUGUGCGAAAAAAAAUUGAAGCAGAAAUCUUACAGAAGAACGUUAUAUACCAGUCAUGGGAUGAAUUUGUCGAAAGGGUGAAAUUUAAUAUUUGGUCAGUCUCACAAGAAUAUGUAGAUAAGACAAUUGCAAGUAUGCCAAGGAGAAUUAAAGAUAUUGUUAAACAUAAGGGAAAGCGUACAAAAUACUAA